Molecule: messenger RNA, 4216 nt
Organism: Pangasianodon hypophthalmus (striped catfish)
Lineage: Eukaryota; Metazoa; Chordata; Actinopteri; Siluriformes; Pangasiidae
Gene: klc1b
Product: kinesin light chain 1b
Exons: 16
Coding region: 431-2326 (631 amino acids)
Biological process (GO): microtubule-based movement
Cellular component (GO): kinesin complex; membrane-bounded organelle; cytoplasm
Molecular function (GO): kinesin binding
Source: RefSeq, a predicted model, not a curated record
AAAACAUUGUUUUUAUUUAAACUGUCUGUAAGUUACACUGUAGCACACAAAAACCUGUUUUUUUUUCGUAAAUUAGAAAAUAUUGGGUAAAAUUGUCUAAAUUUAAGCAUUUAGAAAAAAAACUUUUCCUUUAAUGUGUGACGGAGCUGUGCUGAAGGCUGUGUAUCACUGCUGCGUUUGUUGGCUUUACAAGCGAGUAACGCAGGCGAGCUAACAGGCUAACAAGCUAACAGAAGCUGUUAACAUUUAAAGUCUCCAUUUCUCGAGAUUAUCAGUGAACCUGACGGCUUCAUGAUUCCUUUCCAACCCAACACGCUUGUGUGGAAAUAGGUAAAGAAGCGCAGGGGAUUUAGCGCACACUCGCUCAGCAGGAGGACACACACACACACACACACAGACAGAGAGAGAGAGGUUGCCCCUCUGAUAGAAGAUGUCCACAAUGGUGUAUCCUCGUGAAGAGAAGCUGGAGAAGCUAACGCAGGAGGAGAUCAUCUCAAACACUAAGCUGGUGAUCCAAGGCCUGGAGGCACUGAAGAGCGAGCACAACUCUAUCCUGCACAGCCUGCUGGAGACCAUCAAGUGCCUGAAAAAAGAUGAGGAGGCCAACCUUGUGCACGAGAAGUCCAACUUGCUCCGCAAAUCUGUGGAGAUGAUUGAGCUGGGCCUGGGGGAGGCGCAGGUCAUGAUGGCUCUGUCUAAUCACCUUAAUGCUGUGGAGUCAGAGAAGCAGAAGUUGCGGGCGCAGGUGCGGCGUCUGUGCCAGGAGAACCAGUGGCUGAGGGACGAGUUGGCCAACACGCAGCAGAAACUGCAGAAGAGUGAGCAGAGUGUCGCCCAGCUGGAGGAGGAGAAGAAGCACCUGGAGUUCAUGAAUCAGCUCAAAAAGUAUGAUGAAGAUGUAUCACCCUCGGAGGAAAAAGAUGGCGACCAACCUAAAGACUCUUUGGACGAUCUUUUCCCUAAUGAUGAGGAGGAACAUGGCCAAGGAAUGCAGCACCAGCACAACAGUGCAGCCGUGGCAGCAGCGCAGCAGGGAGGAUAUGAGAUCCCAGCCCGCCUCCGAACCCUCCACAACCUGGUGAUCCAGUACGCCUCUCAGGGUAGAUAUGAGGUGGCAGUGCCGCUGUGCAAACAGGCUCUGGAGGACCUGGAGAAAACCUCGGGCCAUGAUCAUCCCGAUGUUGCCACAAUGCUCAACAUCCUCGCCCUGGUGUACAGGGAUCAGAACAAAUAUAAAGAGGCAGCACACCUGCUCAAUGAUGCUCUGUCCAUCAGGGAGAAGACUCUUGGCAAAGACCAUCCUGCAGUGGCUGCCACCCUGAAUAAUCUGGCUGUGCUGUACGGGAAGAGGGGCAAAUAUAAGGAAGCUGAACCACUGUGUAAGAGAGCCUUGGAGAUCAGAGAGAAGGUGCUUGGAAAGGACCACCCAGAUGUGGCUAAGCAGCUGAACAACCUGGCCUUGCUGUGUCAGAACCAGGGCAAGUAUGAGGAGGUGGAGUACUACUACUGCAGAGCUUUGGAGAUCUACGAGUGCAGGCUGGGCCCUGAUGACCCUAAUGUCGCCAAGACCAAGAACAAUCUGGCUUCAUGCUUUCUCAAACAAGGAAAAUACAAGGAGGCUGAGAUUCUUUACAAAGAGAUUCUCACCCGUGCCCAUGAGAAGGAGUUUGGAUCAGUUGAUGCUGAGAACAAGCCUAUCUGGAUGCAUGCUGAGGAGAGGGAGGAGAUGAGCAAAGGCAAGCAUAGAGACAACACCCCAUAUGGAGAGUAUGGUGGCUGGUACAAGGCCUGCAAAGUCAACAGUCCGACUGUGAACACUACUCUGAGGAAUUUGGGUGCGCUGUACCGCCGGCAAGGCAAGAUGGAGGCUGCGGAGACCCUGGAGGAGUGUGCCACGAGGUCCCGCAAGCAGGGGAUCGAUCCCAUCAACCAGAGCCGCGUGGUUGAAAUUCUGAAGGAGGGUGAUGGAGAUAGGAGGAGGAGCAGGGACAGCAUGUCCAGCGUUAAGUACGAUAGCAGCUCAGAGGCUGGAGAGGAAGUGAGUAUGGGCAUAGAGUGGAGCGGGGAUGGUAGUGGGGCUCUGCAGAGGGGCGGAUCUCUGGGGAGGAUCAGAGAAGUGCUGCGUAGAAGCAGCGAAAUGCUGGUGAAGAAACUGCAAGGAAACGGACCUCCAGAGCUGCGCUCCACCUCCAAUAUGAAGCGCGCUGCCUCCCUCAAUUACCUGAACAGGUCGAAUGAUGAUCCCUACCAGAACCCUGGGAUAAAUAGGUUGAGGCAGAGCCGUGGCUUGAGCUCCAGUAAUUUGGAUCUGUACAGUGGAAAUUGAGAAAAUGCCUCUACAACUCCAGCUAUGACCGUACCAAGCCAUUCCUACUGCACAACCCAAAUCCUUCACUUUUAAUAAAAGCCACACCUGACAAGAUCUCAGCUAUCCACAAACCUGGUCCUGCAAUAAAUUAGUCAAUGCUCUUGGAAGGUUUGCACUCUCCAGCUCUCACUUAUGCAAAAUAUAAUUUAGACAUUUGUUACAGUCUGUUAGAAGGUUUUUUUUUUUUUGGUCUUACUUUCUGUUACCACACUUUCUCAUUGUUACUCUAACAGCUAUGUUACAGGGUACAUGUAUCUUGAACUAAAGUGUCUGCUACUGUGUCAGCCAGGAAAUAUCCUAGAUGGUGCCAUGCUAUUAUUCUCACUUAGCAUCUUCCAGUAAAACAUUCUUCCCUAGCUAAAGUUAUUUGAGUCAUGUAGCAGACUUUUAUUAAUGCAUUUUUAUAUUUGUGUAAAAUAUAAGUUGAAAAUUUUUGGUACAUCUUGUUUUAUGUAAAAAAUCUUCUCAGUCUUUGUAAAUAAUUUUUGCUUUUGCCUUUUUGCUUUUUAUCUGAUCUUUUGGGGGAUGCAUGGCUGAAAUGAGAAAAGCCAGCUUUGUAUCUUUCACUUUCAUCAUCAUCAUCAUCAUCAUCAUUGUAUCAUGUUGGUCCUGGACUGUUACUGUAUCUACACUUCCAUAUCCUACAGAGAAGACAAUGCUUUGCUAAAUUCUGUAUUGCUAUAGGCUAGGGAAUGAGGUAUUAGAUAGCUGUAGAGAGAAAUACCCUGAAAUACUGAAACACAGAAACUUGGUUACUGGGAAGUGCAUUAUUAUUGUAGCUUAUUUAUAGUAAAAGGGCAAAAAAACAAACCCUGGACCAACAGCAAUGUGUGUAUAAUGAGGCACUACAUGUCAUUUAAACACUAACUAUAUUUUCUAAAGGUUGAGGUUAUGGGCUUUGUUACUGUAUGCAGCUUUUUAAAAGUGAAUUUAGUCUCUUAAACAUAUAAACUUACUAUGUCUGUUACUGCUGAGCGUUACUGUAAGCAUUAUCAUGAUGGUGGAAUGUACUUUUUAAAAAACGUUUUGUCUCUUUUACUUUGAAUGCUGUUCUGUUUUAAAGAGAAUCAUUGCAUGUGAUUGGAUCUUCCUUUUAGCUUGAUCCUUCUACUGAGUUGUGUUACUGAAACUGGCUGUGUAACAUUUUCACUGCGGGGAAAUGUGGUAUAAAAUGGGCCGACUGGGAAACCAGUGCAUUAUAAUGAUGUGCCAAUUACUGUAAGUACAAGGUUUGUUGAAUGUGAGUGGUACAGGAGUUUCUCAGGUAACGCCAAAUUUAUAAGAUGCUUAUGUAAUAAAUAUGAAACCCUGCAAGCAUGUUAAGCUGUAAAAGUUAAUAUUCCAUAUAAAAAUGCAUUGACACUAUCGGCGUGAUGAUAGUCACACUGAUGUUUCCUUUGAGCUGUUUUUGUGUAUGAUAUCGCAGGUUUUUUGUGAAACAUUUGGCAUAUUUCUUACAAAGAACCAAAGUACUUUACCAAUUUUAUGCACGCUUAUAAUUCCUCAUAGUGUGAUUAGGAUUUUAUAAUGCUGAUGAUGUGUGAAGGAUUUUUUUAAAUGUUACACAAGGCAAUGUGCUUGAAUGUUUUAUAAGCCUCGGAGACUUUUACUGGUAGAGAGUUACACGUAAUAGUGAUGGGGAAAGGUCAGUAUGGAUUUUUAAAGAGGGCUCUGCAUGACUUCAGCUAAAUGAUUUAACUGUAAAAUGCUUUCCUCUGAACUCCACAGGUGUUGGGUACGAUAGCCAUAGAAGCCCUGCUGUUGGGUAUAACUGCCAUCUGUAUGAUUUAUACCCUCAUAUUUUGUGGCGUAAAACAUGUUGUGAUGAAAAUAAAUCAUUCAACCUUC